Molecule: messenger RNA, 1317 nt
Organism: Protomyces lactucae-debilis
Lineage: Eukaryota; Fungi; Ascomycota; Taphrinomycetes; Taphrinales; Protomycetaceae
Product: PQ loop repeat-domain-containing protein
Exons: 2
Coding region: 204-1247 (347 amino acids)
Source: RefSeq, a predicted model, not a curated record
UACAGACACACAGAUCGCGAUAUCUGCGACACCAAAAGUCACCUUGACCAAGUACUCUUGCACUCUAGGGCUCGCAUCGCAUACUUCUCUAGGUGUGCAGCGCAUCACUAUCGAAGCACAUUCAGCCCAGACCUGUACUCAGUUCACGCGCCAUCGCGCUUUCAGGCAGAUCAAUUUGCGUCACGCGAUCAGGUGCCUAACAUAUGGAUGCCUUGUAUGCCGCGCCCAGGGGAUGCAGCUCACAGGACGAAUUUGGUCAGUUUGUAUCGCCCAUCAUUGAGCGAUUGACUGGCGAGUGCGUUUAUGGCUCGCAAGCUGCCUUCAGCUGGACACUCGGGUACCUGUCGCUGCUAUUCUGGAUACAGGCGCAGUUUCCACAACUAGUCCUCAACUUCCAAAGACAAUCAGCAAGCGCGUUAUCGCCCACAUUCUUGGCUGUUUGGAUGAUUGGCGAUGUUGCGAAUCUGAUUGGAUGCAUCUUGACACAUCAGCUGCCUUUUCAGACGCUCCUUGCAUCCUACUACUGCUUCAUUGAUGGGUUUCUUGUGCUUCAGUACAUCAUGUACAGCAUCUGGCAGCCGGAUGUCGCAGUGCUAGAUGGCAUCGUGACAGAUGAGCACUCACCGCCUCCGCGGAAGUGGUAUCGCUCAGCGCCAAACAACAUGGUCGUUGUUGCUGCUCUCGUCUCUAGUGUGGAUGCAGCUACAGGCUCCGGUGGCAUCUCAGCAGGCCUGCAAUUUGGCCAAGCUGCAGCUUGGCUCUCCUCCAUCCUCUACUUCCUCAGCCGUAUCCCACAGAUCCGUGCCAACUACAAGCGAAGUAGCACAGAGGGCCUUUCGGCUUACCUCUUCCUUGCUGCCUUUUGCGGCAACUUGUGCUAUUCCCUCAGCGUCCUCACAUCGCCACAUGCAACCACGUCGCCUUCCAACACAGCAGAGGAAGCUCGAGCGUUUCUCCUUGGCGCACUGCCAUUCCUCAUUGGAUCGGGCGGUACGCUGAUGUUUGACUUGGUGAUUGUUGUUCAAGCGCUCGUCUACAGACCGCGUCAAUCAUGGCGAGACUGGCGUUUGGAAAUGGCAACAGAGCAUAUGACGGCGUCCUUCACGGGAUCCAUGACUGCGCGCAGUGUGCAAACGGCAUUCAGCAGUGGACGUGGAAGAGCCCGCACAAAGUCAUUUGGUCAAGAGGACAUGGCGGACACGGAAGAAUCGAGAUUGUUGUACGCGCCUACCUCGUACGGUACUUGAUUCCUACACCGGCCCACUCUUACGAUUGUACUGCGAUAGCAUUUUAUGAGCAUAGUCACGCAAGCGUUUU